Messenger RNA from Anopheles marshallii, 1602 nucleotides. Its product is annotated as acetyl-coenzyme A transporter 1. Gene Ontology annotation, cellular component: membrane. The transcript is spliced from 3 exons. The record is from RefSeq and is a predicted model, not a curated record. Bases 1 to 1602 code for a protein of 533 amino acids. Gene Ontology annotation, molecular function: acetyl-CoA transmembrane transporter activity. NCBI's taxonomy places the organism in Eukaryota, Metazoa, Arthropoda, Insecta, Diptera, Culicidae.
AUGAGCAACCGCCGUAAGAAAACAGAUCGUGUCGAUCGUGAAUCGCUCCUUCUGACGGUCAACGAUGAAGAGAAGCACGAAAAAAGUGACCUGCGAGGGGACUGGGGCAACAUUGCCAUACUAUUCUUUCUCUAUCUGCUGCAAGGCAUUCCGAUUGGAUUGGCCUCGGCCAUACCGAUGUUGCUGCAGAAUCGCGGUGCAAGCUACAAACAGCAGGCUGAAUUCAGUUUCGCUCACUGGCCGUUUAGCUUAAAGUUGCUAUGGGCUCCCAUAGUGGAUUCACUGUUCUGGAAACGCUUCGGAAGACGAAAAUCAUGGCUCAUCCCAACCCAGUAUCUGAUAGGGAUAUUUAUGCUUAUUCUAUCACUGCACGUGAACCGUUGGUUGGGCGCUGAAAACAGCAGUAUCAACGAUGACCAUUCCAACGCGGAGAGCAGCACAUUCAACAUUCCGCUAUUGACGUGCAUAUUUUUCAUGUUAAACUUUCUGGCCGCAACGCAAGACAUCGCUGUAGAUGGAUGGGCCUUGACGAUGCUGAAACGAUGCAACGUUGGACACGCAUCGACCUGCAAUAGUGUUGGCCAAACGGCAGGAUAUUUCCUCGGUUAUGUGGCCUUUAUGGCAUUGGAAUCGGCCGAAUUUUGCAACAGCUAUCUGCGCUCCGAACCCGCCCCGGAGGGUUUGGUCAAUCUGUCCGGAUAUCUAUGGUUCUGGGGGAUAGUGUUUCUUGUUACAACCACAUUGGUGGCGCUAUGCAAACGUGAACUCGCACCCAGCAUCGAUAGAGGCCACGAGGAACAUCUGGAGCUGGACAUAAAGCAAACCUAUCAUCUGCUGCUCGAUAUAAUCAAGAUGAAACCGAUUCUGACACUGGUGGCCAUACUGUUAACGGCUAAGGCAGGGUUUGCCGCUUGUGAUGCGGUUACCUCACUGAAGCUGAUUGAUGCCGGUGUCCCGAAGGAUAAGCUAGCAUUGCUAGUUGUUCCACUUGUGCCACUGCAGAUAGUUUUACCGUUAGCGAUCAGUAAAUAUACUGCUGGGACGCGUCCCAUGGAGGUUUAUCUGAAAGCUAUCCCAUACCGGAUAGCACUAACACUAGCAGCGGCCGGUAUUGUAUGGAUAACACCGGCCAUCAUACGGGAUCACCACGUACCGUACUACUACUACAUACUGCUGUUAACGAACUACGGUCUGUAUCAGAUUGCACUUUAUAGCAUGUUUGUGGCGGUGAUGGCCUUUUUCGCACGGAUAAGCGAUCCCGCCGUCGGAGGCACGUAUAUGACGCUGCUAAAUACACUUAGCAACCUCGGUGGCAAUUGGCCGACGACCGUGGUUCUGUGGUUAGUCGAUUAUCUUACGUGGAAACGAUGCUCGAACGCGACCGAGAAUGAUUGUUCUGAAGCAGCAUUGAAGGAGACUUGCAGUGCAGGUGGUGGUAAAUGUACGAUCAUGAUCGAUGGGUAUUACAUAGAGAUAUUUAUUUGCCUCCUUUACGGGCUCCUCUGGUACCGGUGGGGUAGUGGUAAAAUACGUCAGCUACAAGAACUUCCGCUUAAAGCGUGGCGCGUAGCGCGAAGAGUUCAACGUGCGCAUAGCAGCUAG